This is a messenger RNA of Daphnia pulicaria, 1047 nucleotides long. RefSeq names its product kinesin-like protein KIF11. NCBI's taxonomy places the organism in Eukaryota, Metazoa, Arthropoda, Branchiopoda, Diplostraca, Daphniidae. Gene Ontology annotation, biological process: microtubule-based movement; mitotic spindle assembly. The record is from RefSeq and is a predicted model, not a curated record. Gene Ontology annotation, molecular function: microtubule binding; ATP binding; plus-end-directed microtubule motor activity. Gene Ontology annotation, cellular component: spindle microtubule; nucleus. The annotation marks the transcript as partial. The transcript is spliced from 7 exons.
AAAUCUUUCAACUUUGAUCGGGUCUUUGGGACCAAUUCAAAGCAAGUGGAUGUCUAUAAAGUUGUUGCCACUCCAUUGGUGGACGAAGUGCUGGCAGGCUAUAACUGCACUGUAUUUGCAUAUGGACAGACGGGGACAGGCAAAACUUUCACCAUGGAGGGUGAAAGGCAUGACGAAUUGUCAUCUUCAUGGGAGAAUGAUCCAUAUUCUGGAAUCAUUCCUAGAACACUGUCACAUCUGUUUGAUGAAUUGAGGGUUCAAGAAGUUGAGUGUACAGUCCGUGUUUCAUUUAUUGAAAUUUACAAUGAAGACAUCUAUGAUUUGCUGUCUGGAACUGAUGACACUACCAAACUUCGCUUGUAUGAUGACGCAAUCAAGAAGGGCUCAGUCAUUAUCCAAGGCAUGGAGGAGGUAACUGUGCACAACAAUAACGAAGUUUACAGUAUUUUGGCUAAAGGCUCGCUCAAGCGUCAAACAGUAGCCACGCUAAUGAAUGCCCAUUCGAGUCGCUCGCAUACCAUCUUCUCCAUCACUGUUCACAUCAAGGAGAACAAUGACGGCGAGGAGCUCAUGAAGAUUGGCAAACUGAACCUGGUCGAUUUGGCCGGGAGUGAGAACAUUGGUCGAUCUGGGGCCGUUGAACGCCGAGCUCGUGAAGCCGGCAAUAUCAAUCAAUCAUUGCUCACACUUGGUCGUGUUAUCACUUCCCUCGUCGAGCGUGCUUCACACAUCCCAUACAGUGAGUCGAAACUGACACACUUGCUUCAGGACUCUCUGGGCGGCCGAACUAAAACGUCUUUAAUCGCUACUAUCUCGCCAGCGGCCGCCAACCUGGAGGAGACUCUAUCAACCCUCGACUACGCCCACCGAACCAAGAACAUCACCAACCGACCCGAGGUCAAUCAGAAGCUCACGAAAAAGGCCCUACUCAAGAUUUCAAAACUUGGAGUAGUAGACCCGUCCCCUGUUUGGCAUGAAUCUAACGAUGGACAGCAACAACAACAGCAACAACAACAGCAACAACCAUGGAGGACCAUGGCCUUCUAA